Fukomys damarensis (Damara mole-rat) is the source of this 1886-nucleotide messenger RNA. It is a transcript of the gene F9, whose product is annotated as coagulation factor IX. Gene Ontology annotation, biological process: blood coagulation; zymogen activation. The transcript is spliced from 8 exons. Bases 36 to 1424 code for a protein of 462 amino acids. Gene Ontology annotation, cellular component: extracellular region. Gene Ontology annotation, molecular function: serine-type endopeptidase activity; calcium ion binding. NCBI's taxonomy places the organism in Eukaryota, Metazoa, Chordata, Mammalia, Rodentia, Bathyergidae. The record is from RefSeq and is a predicted model, not a curated record.
AGCCUUGCCACUUGCACAAUCUACUAGCAGAGGUCAUGCAGCUCCUGAACACGAGCAUGGCAGAGUCGUGGGGUCUCAUCACCAUCUGCCUUUUAGGAUAUCUACUAAGUGCUGAAUGUACAGUUUUUCUUGAUCAUGAAAAUGCCACCAAAAUUCUGAAUCGGCCAAAGAGGUAUAAUUCAGGGAAAUUGGAAGAAGUUAUUCGAGGAAACCUUGAGAGAGAAUGUUUGGAAGAACGGUGUAGUUUUGAAGAAGCAAGAGAAGUUUUUGAAAACACUGAAAAAACUACUGAAUUUUGGAAGCAGUAUGUCGAUGGAGAUCAGUGUGAGUCCAAUCCAUGUUUAAAUGGUGGCAGUUGCAAGGAUGACAUUAAUGCCUAUGAAUGUUGGUGUCCACUUGGAUUUGAAGGGCAGAAUUGUGAAUUAGGUGCAACCUGUGGCAUUAAGAAUGGCAGAUGCAAGCAGUUUUGUGAAAGGGAUGCUAAUAACAAGGUGGUUUGUUCCUGUACUGAGGGAUACCAACUUGCAGAAGACCAAAAGUCUUGUGAGCCAGCAGUGCCAUUUCCAUGUGGAAAAGUUUCUGUUCCACACGAGUCUAAGAAGCUCACCCGUGCUGAGUCUAUUUUUUCUGAUAUGGACUACGAAAAUUAUACUGAGGCUGAAAUCAUUUGGGAUAACAUCACGGAAAGCACUGAGCAAACUGAUGACGUCACUCGGGUUGUUGGUGGAAAAAAUGCCAAACCAGGUCAAUUCCCUUGGCAGGUCCUUUUGAAUGGUGACAUUGAAGCAUUCUGUGGAGGUUCCAUAGUUAAUGAAAAAUGGGUCAUAACUGCUGCCCACUGUCUUCAUCCUGGUAUUAAAAUUGAGGUUGUUGCAGGUGAAUACGACAUUGAAAAGAAGGAAGAUACAGAGCAAAGGCGAAAUGUGAUUCAAAUUGUUCCUCAUCAUAGUUACAAUGCAAGCAUUAAUAAGUACAGCCAUGACAUUGCCCUUCUUGAGCUGGAUAAACCCUUAGCGCUGAACAGCUACGUCACACCUAUUUGCAUUGCCAACAGGGAGUACACAAACACCUUCCUCAGGUUUGGAUCGAGCUAUGUGAGUGGCUGGGGAAGAGUAUUCAACAAAGGGAGGCCAGCCUCGAUUCUUCAGUACCUUAGAGUUCCAUUUGUUGACAGAGCCACGUGCCUUCGGUCCACGAAAUUCACCAUCUAUAAUAACAUGUUCUGUGCUGGCUACAGUGAAGGAGGUAAAGAUUCAUGUCAAGGAGACAGUGGAGGUCCCCAUGUUACUGAAGUGGAAGGGACUAGUUUUCUAACUGGAAUUAUUAGUUGGGGUGAAGAGUGUGCAAUGAAAGGCAAAUAUGGAAUAUAUACCAAGGUAUCUCGGUAUGUCAACUGGAUUAAGGAAAAAACAAAGCUCACUUAAAUGAAAAAUAUAUUUCCAAUAUUGAUUCAUUGGGAUUGAAAGGUAAUUAGGAACUUUACUGAUUAAUCACUUUCCCAUGUCUUGUUAGGUUAGAAUGUACACAUUCUAUAAAUAUUGCUUUUUUCCUCCUUACAAAGGAGAAUCACAUCUAGAAUUUAUAUUUUACUAGAGUAAGUUGAUUAGAGAGUGUAAUUACUAAAGAAAUAUAAUUUGGUAAAAAAAAUCAUGACCAUUUCCAUGGGCCCAACCCUUGACAAAAUUGUGAAGUUAAAUUCUCCACCCUGCCCAUCAGGUAGUAUGGCUGUCCACCACAGUAACCCACCUGACUCUCCCUCCUUAGCAGCAUUCUGUGUUCUGAAUCUUUCUUGUCUCUCCCACCAAAGCAUCAACAUUCAUUAGGACUGUGUCCAAGGAUCUCUGCUCCAGAGUGCCGCAAGGCCAGCACUACACCGCACUCAUAAA